AUGUCAUCUUCAACGACGAAGCGUCGCCGAGAGGGAUGUCCCGGUCUGCGCCACGGAAUCCGUAAGCACGUGGCACGCCGUCGCGGCCGAUGGCCGAGCAUUACACAGCAUCCCACGCCCUCCCACGCUUCGCAAGGCCUGGUAUGA
This is a messenger RNA of Fulvia fulva, 147 nucleotides long. RefSeq lists its product as uncharacterized. The transcript is spliced from 2 exons. The record is from RefSeq and is a predicted model, not a curated record. Bases 1 to 147 code for a protein of 48 amino acids. Lineage: Eukaryota; Fungi; Ascomycota; Dothideomycetes; Mycosphaerellales; Mycosphaerellaceae.